AUGAGCGAUUUGGGAUUUUCAGUGACGACUCUUCUUUCAACAAAUCCCACCCGAAGUUAUAGUCAAACAAUAAGAAUCUCAAUAACACCGGAGCUGCAAGGUACUGUCUCGCAAAACUACUCGUCCGACCCGAUUGAUGCUAACUUUUGGCGUCCGGAGGACGAGGAGGAAGGGCCAAGGAGGUCAAGAGGCGCAUCGUUGGCACACAUGCUCCAGGCGAUGUGUCCUUUAUUGGAGGAGGACGAGAAUGCUCAAAAGAGAAUUGAUAACAACAUCGACACGAUAACUCUGCGACCAGUAGAUAGAGUUAAUUUUGAUCUGCUUGAUGGGAAAAUCGAGAUCGAUCACCUCGAGGAGGCCUUCAAAUAUGAGAACAUCGAAAAGAGAAUGUUGGGCUCUGGUCACUAUGGAUUCGCAUAUAAGGCGAGUUACGGAGGAGUCGAGUGUGCCGUUAAGCAGCCAAGAAGAGAUCGUCACGAAGAAAAUUACAAAUCAAUGGUGAAGGAAAUCAAGAUCAUGGCCUACAUUACCUCAAAACAUUUUCACCCCAACUUGCUCUUCUAUAUAGCUGGCGAUUUGGGGGAAGAAAAUAGAAAGAACAUUUGUCUCCUCACGGAGCUGUGCGACACCAGCUUGUUUAAAUGGCUUUCCAAAGCUAAAACGGAAACUUUCAACAACGAAUGUUUUCGAGAAAUCGACCUGUACAAUGACUUUGACCAAUAUCGAACUGUUUACAUGGUUGAACACAAUGCGGGAUUCGGACCAAAAGAAGUUGCAUUUUAUUCAACGACCACUUUUACAGCACUUUUAUACCAGAUAGCCCUUGGUAUGCUGGCGUUGAGCAAAAUCCCUUGUUGUCACCGAGAUCUGGCGACAAGGAACGUUCUUUUGCUCAAAAGUGGCAAUGUUUUGAUAGCUAAAAUUGCCGAUUUCGGAUUAGCAAAAAAGUUGGAAGAUACACACUACAGUGCCGCGGGCCUAGAAGGACUACCCAUUAACAUAAUGAGUCCGUCAGCUCGAGAGUACAGGCGAUUCUCCGUAGCCUCAGACAUUUGGGCCUAUCAUCAACUUAUAAUUGCCGUAUUUGUGUUUGAGGGUGUUCAAAAGAAAAAUAGCUAUGAAGUGCUCGUUCAACGUUGUCAUCACGAAAUACAAGACCUGCUUGAACGCGGCAUGCUCAAGAAUAAGAAGAAACGACCGACUUUCGAGGAAUGUGUGGAAGUGAUGAGAAAUCACCUUCAACGGUUGAACCCCGAGUUGCUGGCAAGUAUUGAUGCUGAACUCCAGAAAUUGAGCCAACGACGGACUCACAAUAUUUUGCAUACUUUA
This is a messenger RNA of Mesorhabditis belari, 1329 nucleotides long. NCBI's taxonomy places the organism in Eukaryota, Metazoa, Nematoda, Chromadorea, Rhabditida, Rhabditidae. The record is from the annotation of a GenBank genome assembly.